Marmota flaviventris (yellow-bellied marmot) is the source of this 2256-nucleotide messenger RNA. RefSeq names its product solute carrier family 45 member 1 (gene Slc45a1). Gene Ontology annotation, biological process: transmembrane transport. The record is from RefSeq and is a predicted model, not a curated record. Gene Ontology annotation, cellular component: membrane. Lineage: Eukaryota; Metazoa; Chordata; Mammalia; Rodentia; Sciuridae. Gene Ontology annotation, molecular function: sucrose:proton symporter activity.
AUGAUCCCCCCCGUAAGCGGCACCCCUCCGGGAGAGGCCCUCUUCCCCACCUUGGCGCCUCAGGACGUCUGGAGGUCUCAGAUCUCUGGCUACUCGGGAUCUGUGACUCGUCACAUCAGCCACCGGGCCAACAAUUUCAAGCGACACCCCAAGAGGAGGAAGUGCAUCCGUCCGUCUCCGCCCCCACCCCCCAACACUCCGUGUCCCAUUGAGCUAGUGGACUUUGGGGACCUGCACCCCCAGAGGUCCUUCCGGGAGCUGCUGUUCAACGGCUGUAUCCUCUUUGGUAUUGAGUUCAGCUAUGCCAUGGAGACCGCCUACGUGACCCCCGUGCUCCUCCAGAUGGGCCUGCCCGACCAGCUCUACAGCCUGGUGUGGUUCAUCAGCCCCAUCCUCGGGUUCCUGCUGCAGCCUCUGCUGGGUGCCUGGAGUGACCGAUGUACCUCAAGGUUGGGAAGGAGACGUCCUUUCAUUCUUGUCCUGGCUCUAGGGGCGUUGCUGGGCCUCUCGCUCUUGCUAAAUGGCAGGGACAUCGGCACUGCCUUGGCCGACACGGCCACCAAUCACAAGUGGGGGAUCCUCCUGACCGUGUGCGGGGUGGUGCUGAUGGACUUCAGUGCAGACUCGGCGGACAACCCCAGCCACGCCUACAUGAUGGACGUGUGUAGCCCAGUGGACCAGGACAGAGGCCUCAACAUCCAUGCCCUCCUGGCGGGUCUCGGAGGGGGGUUCGGAUACGUGGUCGGGGGAAUCCACUGGGACAGAACUGGCUUCGGGAGAGCCCUUGGGGGCCAGCUGCGCGUCAUCUACAUCUUCACUGCGGUCACCCUGAGCAUCACCACCGUGCUGACCCUGAUCAGCAUCCCAGAGAGGCCCCUGCGGCCCCUGGGUGAGAAGCGGACGGCCAUGAAGAGCCCCAGCCUCCCGCUGCCCCCCUCGCCCCCGCUGCUGUUGGAGGAGGGGGCCGGCGACGCCCUGCCCGCCCAGGCCACCAGCUUGUACGCCAGCUUCUCCAGCCCCAUCUCCCCGCCCAGCCCCCUCACGCCCAAGUACGGCAGCUUCAUCAGCAGGGACAGCUCCCUGACGGGCAUUAACGAGUUCGCCUCUUCCUUUGGCACCUCCAACAUCGACAGCGUCCUCAUCGACUGCUUCACGGGAGGCCACGACAACUACCUGGCCCUCCCUGGCAGCGUCCCCAGGCAGGCCAUCAGUGUCAGCUUCCCCCGGGCCCCAGACGGCUUCUACCACCAGGACCGGGGACUGCUGGAGAGGAGGGAGGGUGCUCUGACUUCCAGCUCAGACAGGGACGUGCUGAGGGUGGGCUCCCUGGACACCCCCAAGCCCAGGGCCUCCGGGAUUCUGAAGAGACCCCAGACGUUGGCUCUGCCGGAUGCAGCCGGAGGAGGCGGCCCCGAAACCAGCAGGAGAAGGAACGUGACCUUCAGCCAACAGGUAGCAAACAUCCUGCUCAACGGCGUGAAGUACGAGAGCCAGCUGACGGGCUCCAGCGAGCACUCGGAGCGGCCUCUGUCGCUGCGCAGCCUCUGCUUCACCAUCUGCCACAUGCCCAAGGCGCUGCGCAACCUCUGCGUCAACCACUUCCUGGGCUGGCUCUCCUUUGAGGGGAUGUUGCUCUUCUACACGGAUUUCAUGGGCGAGGUGGUGUUCCAAGGGGACCCCAAGGCCCCGCACACGUCAGAAGAGUAUCAGAAGUACAACAGCGGCGUGACCAUGGGCUGCUGGGGCAUGUGCAUCUACGCCUUCAGCGCGGCCCUCUACUCAGCCAUCCUGGAGAAGCUGGAGGAGUGUCUGAGCGUCCGCACCCUCUACUUCAUCGCCUAUCUCGCCUUCGGCUUGGGCACCGGGCUGGCCACGCUCUCCAGGAACCUCUACGUGGUCUUGUCCCUUUGCAUAACCUACGGGGUCCUGUUCUCCACCCUGUGCACGCUGCCCUACUCGCUCCUCUGCGACUACUACCAGAGCAAGAAGUUUGCAGGGUCCGGAGCGGAUGGCACGAGGCGGGGCAUGGGCGUGGACAUCUCUUUGCUAAGCUGCCAGUACUUCCUGGCCCAGAUCCUGGUCUCCCUGGUCCUGGGGCCCCUGACCUCGGCUGUGGGCAGCGCCAACGGCGUGAUGUACUUCUCCAGCCUGGUGUCCUUCCUGGGCUGCUUGUACUCCUCCCUGUUUGUCAUUUACGAGAUUCCUCCCAGUGACUCCGUCGAUGAGGAGCACCGGCCCCUCCUGCUGAACACCUGA